Tremella mesenterica DSM 1558 is the source of this 591-nucleotide messenger RNA. RefSeq lists its product as uncharacterized. Lineage: Eukaryota; Fungi; Basidiomycota; Tremellomycetes; Tremellales; Tremellaceae. The coding region runs from base 1 to 591 and encodes 196 amino acids. Gene Ontology annotation, cellular component: cytosol. The record is from RefSeq and is a predicted model, not a curated record. The transcript is spliced from 5 exons. Gene Ontology annotation, molecular function: L-methionine (R)-S-oxide reductase activity.
AUGCCCCACGCAGAAAGUAGUAUAGUCCCAUCGGGAAUAACGAGUAAAACGGAUUUUUACAUUCAUGUGAAUGAACAACUCCGAUAUUUAUUAGAAGGGUCGACUUUCUGGAUCUCAAACCUUUCUCAAUUAUCUUCUCUACUAUAUCAUGCAUAUCUCUCUUCUCCGCUUUUUGGUAUAAACCAUUCAAUCCAAUCAAAUCCAAGUACUCCGGUUGUGAAUUGGGUCGGUUUCUAUAUCCUUCACCAAUCUAAAUUAUUCGUAGGUCCAUAUCAUGGUAAACCCGCUUGUUCAGAAAUAAACCUUUUUGGUAAAAGUGUUUGUGCUACUGCUUUUCGUGAUGGUGCGGUGAUCGUCCCUAAUGUCGAUAAAUGGGAAGGACAUAUUGCAUGUGAUGGAGAAACUAAAUCUGAGAUUGUCAUACCUUUAAUCAUCACAUUGAAAGAUGGGAAUUCGAAAAAUAUAGGAGUUUUAGAUCUUGAUUCUACCCUUUUGGAUAAAUUCGAUGAAGAUGAUUUAAAUGGUUUGAGAGGGGUGGUAGAUACUUUAGUUUCCAUGACGGAUUGGGAACCUUGUUUCUCAAUGGUUUGA